AUGCCGCUCUUACUGCGCUUACCGCUGGAGCUGGUCAUCGUGGUGUAUCAUUAUUCGCAGGAAUCGCUGAUAUGGCGAUUUGCGGCUGCUGUAAGCACAGCAGAGAAGGUCUGUCGGUCGUCCGCGGAUCCGAGGAUGGAUCUGGAGCCAAGGCCACCGAGGGCGUUUAGUAUACAGGAAAUUGUAUCUUGGGAGAGGAAUGGGGAUGUGGUUAUUGCGGAGAAAGAAGGCGGCGUAUAUAAAGUGCCUCGUUUUUUGAAGAUCACUAUUGAUAGCUACGGCAUCAGCAGGAUAGAGAGACUGGAGACUGCGCCGGUUUAUCAGGGGGAACUGGUGACGGACAGGGCCUUCGUGGUGACGGACAUCGCUCAGAUAUCCGGAGUCGAGGCGAUCCUCAGAGACGGCCUCCUCCGUCUACGGGUCCCUCCGGCAUUCCAAAACUGCCUCUGGGUCUGGAACACCCCGGCACCCCCCGAACAACACCGCUGCCGCAUCUACCCCGAACACCUGCCCCUCUGGCAGCGCUUCCACGCCGUCGAGCUCAACCGCAUCACCGGCAUCACCUUCCUCUGGUGCAACGAGAUCUGGGCCAUCCACAUCCACACCCCCUCCUCGCCCUCCGCCUACCCGACCCUCCAGCGCCUAGGCGAAAAACGCGCCCGCCAUAUUAUUUGGACGUAUCUCCCGCUGCCAGAGAAUGAUCAUGUGGAUGUACUUGCUAUUAGGGAGAGGGAGGAUCGGCCUGGGGUGGCGAAUAUCCUGGUUCGGUCGCGGCUAGUAGGGGAUGUUGUACUAGGCGUGGAGCGCCGAAGAGGUGCGGUGGACCGAUGGCUUGCCAACGCUGGCCCAAUCUCCUUCUUCUAUGCCGAACCCCGCGAGGGGAGGCCCGUUCCCCUCCUGGGGGCGUACAUCCCCCCGCAGAGAAGCGCCAUGCCCUCUCCCAGGCCCUUCCCCAUCCCCGACAGGAUACAAGUCUACUUUCGCAGCAAACCGUUCUACUCUUGGGCCCCCCUUAUCAACGUCUCCUCCGCACAAGUCUUCCAUGACCCUGUGACGAUGACCUGUCGCGGUAUCCUGCUGCAUUACCAUAACGGCGGCGCCCGCGCGUUAGGUCAAUGUCGCGUGGGCGUGGACCCGUGCACUCACACCCGUCGUCCGCGCUCCGUCUGGUGGCAGACGUACUGGCUCCCCGACGGAAGCGGGAGCGUGGUAAGGGUACGAUUCGUUCCCGACGCUACGGGACUGAGGGAGAAUGAUGUGGGGCCGGGUUCGCAGCCUCCGCUAGGGCAGUGGAAGGGGUGGAAGUUUCGGAUCAUGGGAGAUCGGAUUCGGACUACUAAGCAGGAUGGGAGUAGUGAUGGGGAUGGGGAUGGGCCGACAGAAGAAAGGGAGAGGGAGAAGAUGCUGUAUAUGACGUUUUGGUUUUCGAGGACCGCGGCGUAUUGUGAGAUUUCGACGGAGCCGAGGCAGACGUUGCCGAGGGGGUUUUGGGAAGGGGUGCCUGAAUCACGGGAAGGGGAGGAGUGA
Messenger RNA from Thermochaetoides thermophila DSM 1495, 1527 nucleotides. RefSeq lists its product as uncharacterized. Lineage: Eukaryota; Fungi; Ascomycota; Sordariomycetes; Sordariales; Chaetomiaceae. The transcript has 2 exons. Bases 1 to 1527 code for a protein of 508 amino acids. The record is from RefSeq and is a predicted model, not a curated record.